This is a messenger RNA of Pogonomyrmex barbatus (red harvester ant), 2181 nucleotides long. Its product is annotated as methanethiol oxidase. NCBI's taxonomy places the organism in Eukaryota, Metazoa, Arthropoda, Insecta, Hymenoptera, Formicidae. The record is from RefSeq and is a predicted model, not a curated record. Gene Ontology annotation, molecular function: selenium binding; G protein-coupled receptor activity. Gene Ontology annotation, cellular component: membrane. Gene Ontology annotation, biological process: G protein-coupled receptor signaling pathway.
UAAUAAAAAGUGUUUCUUUUUCGACGAUGUUUGCUUUCGAAUAAUUCGGCUGCAAUUUUGAUUUCUUUUCUUUCGAUUGUAGUCAUAUCUUAUCAUUCGACCCAAGUUUAACAUGACUUCCCAAGAUUUCAGUUCGUUUUCCCAAUCGGUUUGCUCAAUCGGUGAAACGGAUCUAUGCGUCAAUUCCGUCAUGAGCGAUUCCAUCUUGCGCUUAUUUAUGACUCAAAGUUUAAAAAACGCACGCAUUCAAGGACAGUGCAAACGCUACACGAUAUCCCCCUCUCCCGUUUUUGAUCAAAACUGUAUAUAACUGUACGCUUCGUCAAGUUCCGAGUUGGUCGAGAGCAAUCAGUCGUAGCUCUCGAGUUUGUUGAAUGGUGUAUCACGCGAUGGCGGAAAACAAAGCGUAUUCUGGCUGUGGGCCGGGUUACAGAAGUCCGAAAGCGGCGAUGCUCGAAGGACCACGCGAAAAGCUUCUAUACGUCAUUGGCAUACACACAGAUCCCCAGAAAGCCGAUGUCCUUUGCACCGUGGAUGUCGAUCCCGACAGUCCCACAUACUGUCAGAUAAUACACAAGCUAAGAAUGUUAGCGAUCGGUGACGAGUUACAUCAUUCUGGCUGGAACAUCUGUAGCAGCUGUCACGGAUCGUCGCGCAAACGCGAUAUCCUGGUGUUGCCCUGUCUGAUGUCAGAUCGGAUAUAUCUGAUUGAUACAAGUGAGGAAAAAAUGCCCAAGAUCAAAAAGGUUCUGGAACCGGAGGAGAUGCGUAAGUACGGAAUAUCCACACCACAUACUUCGCAUUGCUUGCCAACUGGUGAGAUAAUGAUCUCCACAAUGGGAAAUCUUAAUGGCGACGGAUUGGGCGAAUUUUUCUGCGUCGAUGCGGAGACUCUACAAGCGAAAGGUACCUGGACGAAAGGUCAUAAAAAAGCAGCUUUCGGAUACGACUUUUGGUACCAACCGUACCAUGAUGCACUUAUCGCUACGGAAUGGGGUGCACCUCGUGUCUUUAAAAAAGGAUUCAUUAUAAAGGACGUUUACGAUCCUGAUAUCUAUGGCAGAAACUUGAACGUUUAUUCGUGGAACGAACGAAAGUUGAAACAGACUAUCCAUCUGGGAGACGAUGGAAUCGCGCCUCUUGAAAUAAGAUUUCUUCAUAAUCCCAUGGCAGCCGAAGGAUUCGUGGGUUGUGCGGUUACGUCCAACGUUUACCGAUUUUAUAAGACGGAUGAUAACUUGUGGAAGGUCGAAAAGGUGAUUCAGAUACCGUCAAAAAAAAUCGAGGGAUGGAUCGCACCUCAAAUGUCAGGCAUGAUCACAGAUAUUCUGCUCAGUCUUGACGAUAAGUAUCUGUAUCUGUCCAACUGGUUACACGGCGACGUCAGACAAUACGAUAUCUCUGAUACGAGGAACCCGAAAUUGACGGGUCAAGUUUUUCUAGGAGGAUCGAUACUGAGCGAUUCGCAGGUACGAGUAACGCAAGAUGAGGACACUACCGACCGUCAGCCCGACCCCGUCUACGUGAAGGGACGUAGAUUGUAUGGUGCUCCGCAAAUGUUGCAACUAAGUUUAGACGGACGUCGUUUAUAUGUGACUACAUCGAUCUUUAAACCGUGGGACAAGCAGUUUUAUCCCGAUCUUUUUAAAUAUGGAUCGACGAUGGUGAAGCUUGAUGUCGACAUCGAGAAGGGCGGCAUGAAGCUCGACCAUCAAUUCCUCGUUGAUUUCGGCGCCGAUAAGACCGAUAUUUUGUUAGCCCAUGAGAUGAGAUAUCCUGGUGGAGAUUGUACUUCCGAUAUAUGGUUACCGGAGAAACUCUAAAUUUCAUGAUCGGAUUGGAUGUGGAGUUAAUGACACUUUAAUACUUGCAAGAAUAGCGAUGCAGCAUGUUUUUAUAUCAUAAUUUUUUAUGACUUCCUUUCUCCAGUGAAAUUCGUAGACCUUUUGUAUAUAGAAAAUUAUUCGUAAAUAUUCCUUCAUUGGGAUAAAUAAAUGAAUGAUGGGUAAAUUAAUAUAGAAUACUUACAGAAUAUUCUCGUUUGUUUCCAUGGUAGUCUUAUAAUUCCAGCAUUGCAAUCAAGUAAUAUAGAGAUUUUAUAUUGUAUGGAAAUACAUAAUGUUACAUGAUGAAUGAUAAUCUUUUUUUUUAUUCUACAAAUAAAAUCUGUUUUACGCCAAA